CUAUGGAAAGAACACUUAAUAAAUGUAUAAAAUAUAUUAGAUUUUUUCAAAUUCCUGCACAAGAAUAUUUUUAUAAAGUUCGACCAUAUAAGAAAAUAUUACCACGAGAACUUAAAGAAGAUCUUCAACUUUUUCAUAUUGUUCCAUUAGGACAACCAAAGUUUACAACUGUUUUACCACCUAGAAUGGCUAAUGAUUGGAGACAAACAUCCGAAAGUUUUAUAUUUUCAUUAAAUAAAGAACAUAAGACGACAAUAAUAAGUCGAGUGAGAAAUCCUAAUUGUGCCAUCCGAGAUACUGUUUCAAAACAAUGGAUCGGAUUUGGAGUAGGUGAUCUUCAUUUUCUUGAUGGAACAUGUAGUCCAAGUGAUUAUGAAACAAAAAUUUUAGAUACUACAAGAUACGUGGUUGAGGAUUUUGAAGUCUUUCAGAUCUUAACUAAAUGUUAA
This is a messenger RNA of Scutellospora calospora, 449 nucleotides long. NCBI's taxonomy places the organism in Eukaryota, Fungi, Glomeromycota, Glomeromycetes, Diversisporales, Gigasporaceae. The record is from the annotation of a GenBank genome assembly.